Messenger RNA from Chenopodium quinoa (quinoa), 4581 nucleotides. RefSeq names its product DNA repair protein REV1-like. Gene Ontology annotation, cellular component: nucleus. Bases 232 to 3579 code for a protein of 1115 amino acids. The record is from RefSeq and is a predicted model, not a curated record. The transcript has 27 exons. Gene Ontology annotation, biological process: error-free translesion synthesis; error-prone translesion synthesis. Gene Ontology annotation, molecular function: DNA-directed DNA polymerase activity; deoxycytidyl transferase activity; damaged DNA binding. NCBI's taxonomy places the organism in Eukaryota, Viridiplantae, Streptophyta, Magnoliopsida, Caryophyllales, Amaranthaceae.
UUGAUUAUUUAUCGAUUUAAGUAAUCGGUAUUUAAUUGAGACGAGAUUCUUGAAUUUGACCACUUUCUUUCAAAGGUUUAUAAUUUUCCGUUUCAUAUCGAAAAAAAAAAAUACACAAUUCCUCUCUUAUCCCUAUAUAGACUUCUAUUGCAAGUUUGUUGUUUUCCUUCGCAUUCUUCUUCAAACAUUCAUCUGAUUCCCGCGCUUUUUGUAGCAAAAUUUGCGUCGAAAAUGAGCUACGAUUCAACUCGUUCUGGAAAUUCCAAUUCGAAUUCCAAAAGAAGCUUCAAUUCAAAUUCUUCCAAUAACACUAACAAUAAGAAGAAGAAGACUAAUCAGAAAACCCUAGGCGUCGCUUGGGGAGCUAAUUCUCUCACCUCUUCCCGAUCUUCGUUUCGUAGUGCCCCAUUUUCCGAUUUUGGCAGUUAUAUGGCUGUGAAGAAUAAGAAACUACAUGAUCAGUUUGAUGCAGAAGCUUCAAAUUCUUCUUACAGUGGUUCAGAUUCUGUAAAACCGAUAUUUCAGGGUGUUUCGAUUUUUGUUGAUGGAUUUACUAUUCCCUCUAGCCAGGAGCUUCGAGCAUACAUGUUGAAGCAUGGGGGACGAUUUGAGAAUUACUUUUCGAGGCAUCGUGUCACUCAUAUAAUUUGCAGUAACCUACCUGAUAGUAAAAUUAAAAACCUCAGAUCUUUCAGUGGUGGACUGCCUGUUGUAAAACCCACUUGGGUGUUGGAUUGUGUGGCAGCUGGGAAACUGUUGAACUGGGUUCCAUACCAACUCAUUCAGCUGGCCAAUGAAGGAAGCAAUCAACCAAAGCUGUCUGCUUUCUUCGCUUUGAAACGAAAUACAGUCAAUCAAGGUGUUCUGUCUGAUUCAGCUUGUAUGCUGCAAGCUGAAGCAGAUGCUGAAGCUUCAGAAGUGAAGGAUGAUGUUGUUCUUGAUCAUGCCUCUUCUGAAUUGGGUGAGUUGUCUGAAUGUUCUAGGCAAAGUGAAAAGAAGAUGGAAGACGAUGGAUGUAAGAAAAUUGGUACAGCUGACUCAGAGCAAUUUUUUGAAGAAGAUUUCUCCCAACCAGAGAAGUCAGUCACCUCUAAAGACAAAGUCGAUAUUAGUCCCACCAGUCAUCAUGACUCGUAUGAAAAGCCUAGCGGGGAUUCAUCUGGUUCAUUGGCUGGGGGACCUUCCUGCUGCCGUCAUUCAACCCUUGAGGACCCGAAUUUUGUUGAAAACUAUUUUAAGAGUUCAAGGUUGCAUUUCAUUGGAACUUGGAGGAACCGGUACCGUAAGCGAUUUGCCUGCCUUUCCAAUAAAACUAAGCAAAAAAGCUUUGAUGUUAAUGCUGCUUCUACUUCUCGGAAAACUAUGAUCAUCCAUAUGGACAUGGACUGUUUUUUUGUGGCUGUUGUUAUCCGGAACCGUCCAGAUUUGAUGGACAAGCCUGUAGCAGUGUGCCAUUCAGACAGUUCUAGAGGAACUGCUGAAAUCUCUUCUGCUAAUUAUCCUGCUCGAGACUAUGGGGUGAAAGCUGGAAUGUUUGUUAGAGAUGCCAAGGCUCGUUGUCCUCAUCUAGAAAUCAUACCUUACAAUUUUGAAGCUUAUGAAGAGGUAGCUGACCAAUUCUACAACAUCUUGCACAAGCACUGUGAUAAAGUGCAGGCAGUAAGUUGUGAUGAAGCAUUUCUGGAUAUCACUGACUCAGACGUGGCAGAGCCGGAGCUUUUAGUUUCUGAAAUAAGAAAAGAGAUCUUUAAAACAACAGGUUGCACGGCUAGCGCAGGCAUUGCUUCAAAUAUGCUUAUGGCUCGUCUUGCCACUAGAACUGCCAAACCAAACGGUCAAUGCUACAUCUCUCCGGAGAAGGUUGACGAGUAUCUGUUGCAACUCCCUUUAAAGACACUUCCAGGUAUUGGACAUGUCUUGGAGCAAAAGCUAAAAAAUAAAGGAGUUCAGACCUGUGGCCAAUUGCGAAGGUUUUCUAAGGAGGCUUUACAGAGGGACUUUGGAACAAAAACUGGUGAAAUGUUGUGGAAUUACUGCAGAGGUGUUGAUAAUCGGCUAGUUGGAGUCAUUCAGGAAAGCAAGUCAAUUGGUGCUGAUGUAAACUGGGGUGUGCGCUUCAAGGAUAUAAAAGAUAGUGAACACUUCCUUUCGAGUCUGUGCAAGGAGGUUUCUUUGCGCUUGCAGGGAUGUGGAUUACAAGGGCGUACCUUUACGCUCAAGAUUAAGAAGCGCAGAAAAGAUGCUGGGGAGCCAACAAAAUACAUGGGUCAUGGGGCUUGUGAAAAUCUUAGUCACUCUACGACAGUUCCUGUUGCAACAGAUGAUGUUGACAUUCUUCAAAGGAUAACAAUGCAGCUAUUUGGAUCAUUUCAUAUAGAUGUCAAAGAUAUUCGAGGAAUCGGAUUACAAGUGACCAAGCUGGAGAGUAAUGAUACUAUGAGACAAGGGCAAGAAAGAAAUUUUCUAAGGUCGUGGCUUGGAUCUGGCACAACAAACUCUACAGAACACCGCAACAUGCGUGAUACAGGCCAAGCUUAUCUUGAGUCUGUUGGACCUUCAGCGACAAGUUCAAAUCCUUCAUACCAUGAAUCUCACUCAAAUCCAGUUGCAGUGCUGCCGUCAUUGGGUGAUCUUGAUCUGGGUGUUAUUGAGAGCUUGCCCCCAGAGUUGUUUAAAGAGUUUAAUGAUAUGUAUGGAGGGAGGUUGACUGAUCUCAUAUCCAAAAUUAAGGACAAAGACCUAUAUAAGAGUGUCUCUGCUAUGUCUGUGAAGAAAGUUGAAGGUGAAUUGCGCAACGAACAGGAAAUUCAUGCUUCUGCUGCUGUGCAAAUUAACAACAUUAAGGACGACAAGGCUGGGUGCUCCGAGAACCAGGAAAAAGAGGCCGGGUGUUCCAAGAAUCAGGAAAAGGAGGCAUUGCCUACUAUUGGCACAGUAACUGCAAUUAUCCCUAAUUCUGAAGUGGAAUCAGGAGUUGUUGACCUAAUGCCUUAUUCAUUAAGCCAAGUGGACAUGUCUAUACUACACCAGUUACCUGAGGAACUGAGAGCAGAUAUAGUUGGGGCACUUCCUGCCCAUCGAAGGCCAAAUGGUUUACCUGAGUCUUGCAAAGUUUCCGAGGUAGCGCAGAAAAUGGGGCAUGGCCGGGAUAAUACUGGAUCUGUGGAAUGUGCUAAAGAUAGUAAUCUUUGGGUUGGAAGUCCUCCUUGUUGGGUCCAUAAGUUCAAAGUCAGCAAUUGCUUGAUUUUGAACAUUCUUGCAGAGAUGUUUCUCAGGUCAGGGUCUACUGGGGUGUUGUCCUCUACGCUGCAAUGCUGUCUCUCAGGAUUUCAGAUAUAUAGUGAUUUCGAUGAUGUGGGUAAUGAAUCUUCGCAUAACUUAUGCGAGCUUCUGAGGCAGUAUAUUCAGCUGAAGCUUGAGGAAGACAUUGAGGAAAUCUAUGUUUGUUUUCGUCUUUUAAAAAGGUUGACAUUGAAAUUAAAGGCUUUUAAACAUGCAUAUGACGCUGUCUUGCCUUAUCUCCAGGCUUGUAUCAGUGAAAGCUACGGAGGACACUUGGAUUUGCCUGCGAUGGAGUAGAUGUCUUUGGCUAUUCUUUCCAUGAAUCAUGGAUUAACCUUGUUUCAUUCCAAUAAUUGGAACCACUCGCUAUGAGUCAACAUACAUUGUUCCUUCUCUUCAUCCUGCGGAAGGAUGUUGAUUAAGGAUAUGCUCAUGCUGUAAUGCAAUGGCAGUGGCUGUGCAUCUAUGUAUUUCCGAGUUUGAAGUUAUGCAACUUCCGUUGAAAAUAGUGGAUCUCUUAAAAAGGUGACCUUAGACCACAAUGGAACAAAUUGGCCCGGAUACUAGAACUCAUGCCCGACGCAGAGCAUGAGGAUAUUUAUCAUCAAUGUGAUGAUGACGCUUGAAAGUAGAAACCCAAGCUGUAGCUGCAUGUUUAAAUAAACGAUGCAACCUUGUCUAUUACAAAGUUGAUGACGAUAUGGCAUAAACUUGAUUCUCCGUGUAGAGAUUGAAAUCUAUGCAGUUCUUUCCCUAUGAUGACUUUGACAGGUGAUAGAAAUGUCUGCUCUGCUUUGAAUGCAACAUAAUUUCCCCUCUUAUGGGAGAGGAUGUGCUUUGGUGUGAGCCAAACGAUGGUAUCAACUAUAACAGUCCAUAAGCAUACAAUUUUGGAAUUCCCUAGCACCGUUUGUGGUUAUAUCAUACAUUUACAGCUUGGAAACUGAGUGGAUGUUGAAUUUUCCUAAACUCUUCUCUCACUCGUACUAGUAUCUUGAAUUCCACAGGAAUCAUGUCACAGGCGGUCAGUCAAAGCUUAUUGCUGGAAAGUAUGUCUGCAUAUCAGCAUGUGUAGAUGAUGAAAUUAUGAAACAGCUGAGCACCUUCCUUUUUAUCUCCUUUCUAAUAAUGUAUUACAUUGACCAUCUAUCUUGUAGGUUUUCAAAUGUUGUAUGUUCUUGAUGUUUUGAAAAUGGUUGAGAAUUGUAAGGUGCACUAACACAACUAAAUCAAUGGUGACUUGUUCAAAUUCAAAACAUUGACUGCAAACAAAAUCUUAAUUGAAUUCAAAUUUUUUGA